AUGGCUGGAGAUGUACCUCAUAAUGUCAAUAAUGAAUCUACCGAGAAUGUUGGAAAUGGAAAUCAAGAGCUAGUUGAAGCUAUUCAGCAAAUGACUGCAAGUUUGCUUGCAAAUAAGGGAAGCACAUUAGGUCCACAGGUACGCGAUGAUUUUAAGGUUAUGGAUGAAUUCCAUAAGUAUAAACCAGCACCAUUUAAGGAUUCACCAAAUCCGUUGGAUGCCGAGAAAUGGUUACUAGAAAUGGAGAAAAGAAUGAAAUUGCUUGAGGUAGAGGAUCGUCUUCGAGUUAAAAUUGCUACGUAUUACCUUCAAGAUGCUGCUGGUCAUUGGUGGACAAUGACUAAAACCAAGGAAGGGAUUCAGAACCUUACUUGGAAUGAAUUCAAGGAACUUUUCCUCCAAAUGUUCUUUCCGGUGGCUUUGAAAAAUGCCAAAAUUUUGGAGUUUAUACAGUUGGAUCAAGAGAAGGAGGGCUUGUUUGUUUUGGAUUAUGACAUGAGAUUCGAGGAGCUAUCUCGAUAUGCUACUGAUAUGGUGUAA
Molecule: messenger RNA, 540 nt
Organism: Papaver somniferum (opium poppy)
Lineage: Eukaryota; Viridiplantae; Streptophyta; Magnoliopsida; Ranunculales; Papaveraceae
Exons: 1
Coding region: 1-540 (179 amino acids)
Source: RefSeq, a predicted model, not a curated record